Archocentrus centrarchus (flier cichlid) is the source of this 4431-nucleotide messenger RNA. It is a transcript of the gene slc1a7a, whose product is annotated as solute carrier family 1 member 7a. Bases 378 to 2120 code for a protein of 580 amino acids. The transcript is spliced from 11 exons. NCBI's taxonomy places the organism in Eukaryota, Metazoa, Chordata, Actinopteri, Cichliformes, Cichlidae. Gene Ontology annotation, biological process: L-glutamate transmembrane transport. Gene Ontology annotation, molecular function: neutral L-amino acid transmembrane transporter activity; glutamate:sodium symporter activity; L-glutamate transmembrane transporter activity. The record is from RefSeq and is a predicted model, not a curated record. Gene Ontology annotation, cellular component: plasma membrane.
GAGCAUCUGUGUGAUGCCCAAAGUGAAAUAACAAAGGAGAAACGCUGAGGAGAAACGCAGAAACUCCUGAAGUGCUUUAUUUUUGGACGGCUAUCUCUUUAAUUUUACUUUUAAUCCUGCUCCAUUGACUAAAUGACUUUUUUCCUCUUGUAACCUUUUACUUUUUUUCCCCAUACAAGUGAACCUGUUCCCUUAUCAGUCUACAUUUAUCUUUUUUCCCCACCUGCCGCAUCCACACCCUGAUAUUUUUUCCAGCUGUUGGCUCUGUGUUUUCUUGACAUGGCUAAAUAAGUGGAGGAAAGGGGAGAGGGGGGCUUGCUGGUGGUUUUCUUUGAGGGUUGCGAGGUUGCAGACGGGACCAGGAGAAGAGGAGGAGGAUGGCAGUGGCUCUGGAAGAAGUGUGGGGGCGGGUGAAGAAUGUCUGCAAGCAGAACGGACUGCUCAUCCUGUCUGUACUGGCCGUGGUCAUCGGCUGCCUGCUGGGCUUCUUCCUCAGAGGCAAGCAGCUCUCCGAGCAGGAGGUGAAGUACUUCCAGUUUCCAGGAGAGCUGCUAAUGAGGAUGUUGAAAAUGUUAAUUUUGCCCCUCGUCGUAUCGAGUUUGAUGUCCGGUCUAGCUGCCCUGGAUGCCAAGUGCUCCAGCCGCUUGGGCAUCAUGACCAUUUCAUACUACCUGUGGACCACCUUUGUUGCUGUGGUAGUGGGCAUUGUCAUGGUGUACAUCAUCCACCCAGGUGGAGCUGCACAGAAGGAGGACUCCGAGGACAGCAAGAAGCCAAUGACCAGCUCUGCGGAUGCUCUGCUGGACCUCAUUCGCAACAUGUUUCCAGCCAACUUGGUCCAAGCUACAUUUCAACAGUAUCGAACCCAGAGAGUCGCAGAACUCAUCCCCAAACCGACAGUCGCUCAGCUCCUGGAUGAGACAACCACGCGCAGGGUCUAUAUUUAUGGCAUCCAGGAUGACAAUGGCACCGACACCCAGAACUUCUCCCUGGAUCUCACACCGCCUCCUGACGUCAUCGUGAAAACAUCUCCUGGCACCAGCGAAGGCAUGAAUGUACUGGGGAUUGUCAUAUUCUCUGCAACCAUGGGAAUAAUGCUGGGAAGAAUGGGACCCAACGGAAGUGCUUUGGUCAACUUCUGCCAGAGUUUGAAUGAGGCAGUUUUAAAGAUUGUUGCCAUUGUCAUUUGGUAUUUCCCCUUUGGUAUCGUCUUCCUGGUGGCUGGAAAGAUCUUAGAGAUGGACGACCCUUCAGCUAUGGGGAAGAAGUUGGGCUUUUACGCCAUCACUGUGGUAAUGGGCUUGGUGCUGCACGGCCUGUUCAUCCUCCCGGCCAUGUACUUCUUCAUCACCAAGAAAAGCCCCAUAGUUUACAUCAGAGGCAUUCUGCAGGCCCUGCUCAUCUCCUUGGCCACCUCCUCCAGCUCUGCCACUCUGCCUAUCACCUUCAAGUGCCUCCUUGAGAACAACCAUAUCGACAGACGCAUCAUCCGCUUCGUGCUGCCGGUCGGGGCCACCAUCAACAUGGACGGUACCGCGCUCUAUGAGGCCGUGGCAGCCAUCUUCAUCGCCCAAGUGAACAAUUACGAGCUAGACUUUGGGCAAAUCAUCACCAUCAGCAUCACUGCCACGGCCGCCAGCAUCGGUGCAGCUGGAAUCCCACAGGCUGGACUUGUUACCAUGGUGAUCGUGCUGACCUCUGUGGGUUUGCCCACCGAUGACAUCACUCUCAUCAUUGCUGUUGACUGGGCUUUGGAUCGAUUCAGGACCAUGGUUAAUGUGAUGGGCGACGCUCUGGCCACAGGAAUCAUGGCUCAUAUCUGCAGAAAGGAUUUUGUCAAAGAGGGAGAGCAGGUGCCUCUUAUAUGUGAGACUAAACCCAUGAUAAGCAUUCAGCAGAUGAUGAACUACCAGAACCAGAAGAAUGGCUGCUACCAGCCACCUCCACCAGGCAGCAAGCAGGACCACCUUUCCCCGGACGUGGCUCGCCUGAUCCAGCUAGAGGAGGGGAUUCGACCUGUAGAGAAGAAGAAGCAUGCUCACGCCUCUCAUCACAAGAGAGAGCACAGGGACAAGGACCAUUGUUCCAUUGACAUGAACGGACUGGAGACCAAUGUGUAAAAAACUGGCCGCUCUGUCAGGGUCUACCAGCACAUCCAUGGAUGCAAAACCAGCAGGAGAGGGCGAUACAUUAAAGGACCGAGGUGACCAAGUAUACAUGCUUUUCCCCUCUAAUGAGAGCAGCUGUGAGUAGAUGUACGCAGAGGGGGAAAAAAAGACUUUGAUUUUCUACAUAACCCAAAUGAUGACCCACAUUUGAUUGUUUAUGUUUGUGUGCAUACAUAUUUAUCUGAUAUAUACAUUUAUUGGGUAGCAUCAGCGGCAGUGCGCUACUCUGGAGGACCUUUUAAACCAAGAGCAGAUCCUGUGUGAGGAUUUCCUAUUAUCAGAACUUAAAGGACGGCAUAUGGCGAACACAACAGCCAAUAUCACGUAUAACUAAAGGCACCUUUUCCUCUGUGGACUGCAGACAAAACAAACGGAUAUCAGCUUAUAUCACUUUUUAUUCUUUCUGAUCUGGUUUGUGUUUAGCACAAUAUUGCUUUUGAUUUUUUACAUUUCUCUUUUUUUUUUUGUCAUUGUGUUGUUCCUGAUUAACUUGGGCAAAAAGUUCCCUGUUUGGUACGUUUUUCCAGAGAUACAGUGAUGCAGUGAAGCACACAGAAAAACAAAGUGGAACAGAACAAAAUUAUUCAGCUAUAGCGGUUAUACGAACGCACAAAUGCAUGAGUUAAGUUCACACUUUAGAAACACUUUUUGUGUUGGAGUUUGCCCAACCAGUCAACAUGUGUGUUGUGGAUUUGUAGAAGGCAUUCGACUGUGUUUCCUCUGGGUGUUCUGUGAGGGGUGCUUUGGAAUUAUGGGAUAUCGGGUCCAUUGCUGUGGGCUUUCUAGCCCCUGUACAGCUGUAGUGAGAGCUUGGUUCACAUUGCCAGCAGUUAGACUCGUUCCCAGUGGGGGUCGGUGGCCUCAGGAUCUCGUUUCUGGUUUUCACAGAUGAUCACAGAUGAUGUGGUUUUGUUGGCCGUGACCUCUAGCAUGCACUAGGGCAGGUCACAGCUGAGCGUGAAGCAGCUGGAAUUAGAAUUAGCAUCUCCAAGUCUAAGGCCAUCAGAUGGAAAAGGGUGGAGUGCCCACUCUGGGCUAGGAUAAGUUGCUGCCCCAAGUGGAGGAGUUUAAGUAUCUCUGGUUUUUGUUCACAAGUGAGGAGAGAGUGGUGCAUGAGAUUGGCAGACAAAUUGGGGCUGCGUCAGCAGUGUUGCGGAUGCUGUGCUGGUGUCAUGAAGACAGAGCUGAGCGUAAAAGUGAAUCUAUUGAUUUACUGGUUGAGCUACAUCCCUGCCCUCACCCAUGGCCACAGGAUUUGAGUAGUGACCGAAAGAAUGAGAUUGUGAAUACAAGCAGUGGAAAUGAGCUUCCUGCAAUUAACUCAUUCAUUUGGGAGAGAGACUCACAGUAAAGCCACUACUCCUCCUCCACCCUGAAACGAGGCAGUUGAGGUGGUUUGGGUAUCUGAAUAGGAUGCCUCCUAAGUGAGGUGCUUUGGGCAUGUCCUAUUGGAAGAGGGGAGGCCCUGGAGAAGGCCCAAGACACACUGGAGAAAUUAUGUAUCUCUCCGGAAGAGCCUGAAGAGCUGGAAGAGGUAGAAGAGGUGGAUGGGAAUGGGAGGUCUUGGCGUCUCUGCUUAGGCUGCUGCCCCUGCGACAAAGAGCAGAAAAUGUCUCUUUGGAGCUUAUAAACACCCACAAAAACACUGUGAUUCUUUCCACUUUCCCACAUUUUCUCAGCAGCACCUUUCCUUACACCCCUCUUCUCUGCCUUGUUGUCCUGAGUGGGUCCUCAUACCUCAUACCUGCAGUGCUGUGCAUUCAAGGUUGAAUGAUGAUGGAGAUCACGCUGAAAAUAAAGAUGAGUCUUUGUCCUUGUGUUGAAAUCAUGUCACAUUGUCUUUGCACCCCACUGUAUUCCCUCUUUGCCUUAAACAACCAAAGGAGAAGCAACCGGGACCGGCACGAUACCGAUGUAUGCUGAAACAGCUGAGACAAAUCAACACAAAUUAACAGUUUAUAUUCAUAAACUUUCUUCAUAUAUAUGUGAUAUAUGCUGUACAUGUAUGUAUUUAAAGUUUUUAAAAAAUGUAGAUUCCACUAUCAUGUUAAUAUGUUGCAGAGGCUGCCAUUCUGUAUUUGUUUUAAAGAAACAUUUCAGCGAAGUCUGACAUUUAUCAAGUGUACCAACUCUGUAAAAUGGAAAGGAAAUGGGAAAAAAUAUAUACAAAAAUUUGACAUUAAAUAGUGCUUGAUUUAUUUGUGAAUAGUUUGGGGAUGUGAGGUAUUUUGGAUUUAUUGUAUAGGACUGCUAAAAAAAAAAA